AUGACUCCGUACGUAGCGUACAUGGGUUCAGGACCACUGACAAUUCUGCGGAUCGUCGAAGGACUUGGAGAAGGAACUACCUUCCCGGCUCUCUGCACUCUCCUGGCCCAGUGGGCUCCACCAGAAGAAAAGGGAAAGCUCUCCACGCUGGUGUUUGCAGGUGUGCAAAUCGGUAAUAUUUUUUCAAACUUCUUGAGUGGUUUCAUCAUACAAUACAUACCCGGUGGUUGGCCUAAUGUAUUUUACUUCUUCGGUAUAACCUCGUUGAUUUGGUUCGUGCUGUGGUGCAUAUUCGUUUACAAUGACCCAAACUCUCAUCCGUUUAUAUCAGACAUGGAGCGUGACUAUUUAAAACAGUCGAUCGGAAGCCUAGAAAGGAAAAAGGACUUGGCCCCCACACCAUGGAAAUCCAUAUUAACGUCGUGGCCAGUAUGGGCACUAAUUAUUGUUGAAGCAGGACAUGACUGGGGUGGUUUCACAAUUAUCAGCGAUCUCCCAAAAUAUAUGAGUGACGUUUUACACUUUUCGAUUACUGAGAACGGUUUAUUGUCGUCCAUCCCAUACAUCGCCCAAUGGGUUACGUCGAUCUUAGCUAGCAUAUUGGCCGACCGGCUGAUAAGCAAAAGAAUAAUGAGUGUAACUGCGGUCAGAAAAGUUUACGCUAUUAUAGGAACUGUUGGACCUGGUAUGGGUGUGAUGUGUGCUUCGUUUGUUGGAUGUGACAAAAUGAUCGCCACUCUGUGUUUUACUUUGGGUAUGGCAUUAAUGGGAUUCUGUUAUCCCAGCAUUCGUAUCAAUUCACUCGACUUGUCACCCAAUUAUGCUCCUACCAUCAUGGCACUAGUCAACGGUAUUGGUUGCUUAUCAGGAAUGGCCACUCCAUACGUCGCCGGAAUUCUCACACCAAACAGAACCGUCUUAGAGUGGCGUCUUGUAUUUUGGAUUAUGAUGAUAGUCAUGACAGCAUCAUCUGUGGUGUAUGGGCUAUUUGGAUCCGGCGAGUUGCAACCAUGGGACGACUUGGAACAAUAUUAUCUAAAAGAAAAAGAAAAAGCAAAGAGGGGGUUACCUAUGGACGAAAGAUUAAGUAUAAUUUAUUCAAAAUCCAUAGAAGAUGGAAAAUUGAUAAAUAAUUAGAAACCUGACUACCUAAUAAUACGAACGAUACUAUCCUACACUGUAAAUAAUGUUACCUAUUAGUUAUAUACUGAUUAUAUAAUGUGAAUAUUUAUUUAGUUUGUAAAUACUUGUUAUAUUUAGAACCAUAUUAAUGUUUUAAUAAUAUGUAAAAAUAACAAUAGGAAAAUACAUUAUUUUUGUACAUUACAAUUUGUAUAUUAGUUUUGAAUUAAAUAAAAAUUAAAUU
Molecule: messenger RNA, 1366 nt
Organism: Acyrthosiphon pisum (pea aphid)
Lineage: Eukaryota; Metazoa; Arthropoda; Insecta; Hemiptera; Aphididae
Product: sialin
Exons: 7
Coding region: 1-1137 (378 amino acids)
Biological process (GO): monoatomic anion transport; transmembrane transport
Cellular component (GO): membrane
Molecular function (GO): transmembrane transporter activity
Source: RefSeq, a predicted model, not a curated record